Molecule: messenger RNA, 255 nt
Organism: Prorocentrum cordatum
Lineage: Eukaryota; Dinophyceae; Prorocentrales; Prorocentraceae
Source: the annotation of a GenBank genome assembly
AUGGCGCUGGAGGUGCCGCCAGUGCCCAUCUCCCAGCUGGACGAGCACGGCGAGUACAGGUACGUCACGAGCGUCUACAUGAGCGGCACUGACGUGCUGAGCAAGCCCGUGGACGAGCCGGUGGAGGUCAAGAAGGCCAAGAAGAAGAAGGCCAAGGGCGAGGUCAAACUGCCCGACCCCCUCCAGCAGUUCGUCUUCGUGGGCCUCAGGGAGGGGAAGACGGUCAUGUUCGUCGACGUGAGCUGGGAGGACCAG